Molecule: messenger RNA, 2971 nt
Organism: Pecten maximus
Lineage: Eukaryota; Metazoa; Mollusca; Bivalvia; Pectinida; Pectinidae
Exons: 4
Coding region: 408-779 (123 amino acids)
Molecular function (GO): calcium ion binding
Source: RefSeq, a predicted model, not a curated record
UGAUGGCUCCUUCAACGUCUAUUGUGAAUACACGAGGAAUAUAUUAAAUAGCUAUCUCGAUACGCCACCCCCUUUCUGCGAGCCACAGGAUGAGAACCACUGGCCUUGGUAUAUAAAACGACUGUAGAGGACUCGGCAGGCCAGUGUUGUGUAUAAUUUGCCAGAGGUAUAUAUCUACGGUCAACUGGGACAAGCUGCUAUACUCUGUAGGGGAGGAAACUUCAGCAACUGUAUUAUGUCAUAAGAUUUCACGGCGAUUGUGUGUAGUAAAUAGUUGGGAAGAAAUCCAGUUGAAAAUUUCUACUCGACUUCACCAGAGAAAAGGAGAAGAGAAAAUCGUGUUGUUCUUUUACAGACGACAUCUUAGGGAAGAAAUACAUUCAUUGCACUGAACCAAUUCAACAGAGAUGAUGCUUAGGACUUUAACGGUUCUCACGUGCUGUCUAAUAGCCGCUGCAUUUACACUACCUUUGAAAUCAGAAAACAAGGAUUCGGUGUCUUCGCGGCAAAAGCGAUCAAGAUUUGGUGUUUGGGAUCCCUAUGGACACCGGAAGAGGUCGAGGAGGGAUUUUUUUGACAAACACGACUUCAAUUUUGACGGAUAUUUGGAUAAAUUAGAACUCUCACUUAUGUAUUUGGCAAAUGGUGCAUCAUGGGAAGAAGCAUUGAAAUUCGGGGCACAGCAAUUACGUCACGACCUUGACCACAACGGAGUGUUAGAUCGAUGGGAAUUCCUUCGAGAUAAUGACAUGAUGAUGUAUUGGCCUUACUCUUACUGAGAACAGAAUCCCGGAGAUAUUGAAUAACUGAAACUGUGAAAACAGAAUCAGGAUACCAUCAUCACGUGAUACCAACAGUCUCCAUGGAAACGCAAGGGUUCAUGUGUUUGACCUCGUAAAAGGGGGAGCAACACUUGCCAACGUUUACACUGAGAAGUCUUCUUUACGAUUUUCAAGAGAAAAAAAAAAGAAAAAAAAAAGAAAAAAAAUAUAUAUAUUCUCCGUGAAGAACUUUUCCAAACUGUGGGAAUACUACUGAAUGAUAUGUCUGAUGAUGUUUAUUUAAUUUCUAGUGCUAAAUAGGUAUUAUGUUGGUUACCGUAAUGGGUCCAAUUGUUCGAAGCUUUGUUAGCUUGACAGCGGAGUAUCGCACUCCCGAAAAAUCUCAUGUUUUGCUUAAAAUCUGUUUUAAAAAAGAACUUUGUAUUAAAUGUUUACUUCACUCACAUAAUCAGUUCAUUUAGAAAAUGGAAGAGACAAAGUUAUAUUCUAAUUCAAUGAAAAUUAUAUUUUAAACAAAUAUUGAGAAAAACACUUUGAGCCUGCCAGGCUUCUAUCAAUUGGGCCCCGGUGUCGUUAAACAAAGUGCCUAUAUACGGAGACCGUUCAUUUCCGGUUCCGUUAAUGAUCUUUCUCCUUUUUUUAUUUUAUUUUUUUUUAUUAAAUUUCUUCCUUAAUUAUAAAUUCAAGACGAGGCUCGUAAGCGGCACGCUCUACGAGGGAUGUUUUAUUCCAAUUAGGAGAGAGAAAAGGUGUUUAUUUAAUUAAUUAAUUAUUUCUGCAAUCAACAGGAAAUACAUCUAUAUUUAUUAUAAUGGCUUCAUGCAAUUACUUGUAAUGUUGCUGACGGAUCCAUGUUGAUUAAACAUUACUAAAUAAAUAAAUGCUUUUCAACACGAUAAGUAUCUCUACUGUCGUAAUGAAACUGAUUCCAUGAAAUAUUAUUACUAGGUGUUAUAUACUACAUUCGAUAUGUGUGCGUGGGAGGUCUUGAGAAUAGUAUAUAUUUUAUUCAUGUAGGCAUUCGGCAUUUAUUUCAUUUUACAUUAAACCUUGGGAUUUUUUUUUUUUUUUUUUUAUGUGAUUUUAUGUUUUUUCAUUAUCAUUUCAAAGAAUAGAAAUUGUAUAAUAUAUGCUUGAUAUGGACAAAUCAAAAGAUGUGUAUUAUUUAACCAAAGAUUAUUAUUUAUUUUAUGUUGUAAUUAUAUGAAAAUAGAUGUCUAUCAGUAUGAGAUACCGUGUGGCGUAUAAAAGGCUCAAUUUGAUUGGUCAAUCUAAACACCUCUGUCGACGUCAUAUACAUGUAGGCUAGAAGUUCGAUAAUCAUUUCACUGCUAAAGAGAUCUUUACAAUACAUAUGAUCGUUCACGUGAAAUAUUGAAAUAUCAAUAAAUGAUGAAUUGAUUUCGAACGAAAAGCAAAUCUUAAGUAAAUUGCACAUUGGCUCAAAAUAAUUAUACACGUCAAAACAAAUGUGCAUUUUGGUGCAAUGUGCACAAAGUUUUGAGGAAAGCAAAUAUUAAGAGGAAUUGAUAUAUGACCAUACUCUAUACAUCUUACUACUUUUCAUUUAAAUAUUUUAAAGGUUAGUGUGGCCUACUUCUGACACCAAUAUCUUAAAUUCCAUUAAAUCACUUUAAAUGGCAUACAUUAUGUUCAAAACGAAAGAGGCAGACUCGUAGAAGGAUGUAUAUAUUUCUCGUCAUAUUACAGUCAUCUAUUUCCAUCAAUCAAUAUGGAAUGUAAAAUAAAGAUGACAAAAAGUGACAAAAAAAACGUCAAAUUGAAAUGUAUGCGAAACAGGUUUCAACAGGGACGAAAUCUAUAUUUGUUGUGCAUCCGAAGAAUGACGGAAAUGGCCGAUUCUAAAUCGACGGAAAAUCCCGAAUCAUAAUUGGCAUUUAUAAACACCUAAAAUUAUUGACUGAAACAAGGGGUGAAUGUGGAUGUUCAUGUACAUUGUGAAAAAUUAAAUAUGAAUGCGUUUUGAAAGAGUUCUGUACGAUUACCUUUUAUUUUAUGUUUGUACUCAACUCAAUUUGUAUUCAACAGAAUAUCGCCUUUCCAUGAAUUUUAGUUGUAUCUUAUGUUCAUUACACUGUCUGUUCGUUUAAUUUGUUAUAUUUCUUUUAUGAAAAGUUGAGUGUUACUAGAUGAUGAAAUCGUUACAAUUAAAUAUUUUCGGAAAAAAA